Molecule: messenger RNA, 5583 nt
Organism: Jaculus jaculus (lesser Egyptian jerboa)
Lineage: Eukaryota; Metazoa; Chordata; Mammalia; Rodentia; Dipodidae
Gene: Plekhg1
Product: pleckstrin homology and RhoGEF domain containing G1
Exons: 16
Coding region: 214-4326 (1370 amino acids)
Molecular function (GO): guanyl-nucleotide exchange factor activity
Source: RefSeq, a predicted model, not a curated record
ACGUGUGGUUCACUUUCAAAGUCAGGAAGUGAGCUUCAAACUGUCCAGGCUCCGAAGAUCUUGCUUUCUGCUCACACGCAGCUUACUGGGACUGGUGGCCGGAGCCGGGAAGAUGGACACCACCGGUUGCGUCUCGAAGUGCCAUCAGCUGUGACCCAAGUUCCUGAUCCAAAGAGCACAGCCCGACGUUCCCAGUCCCCAGAACCAAAGACCAUGGAGCUCUCGGACAGCGACAGACCUGUGAGCUUCGGCUCCACCUCCUCCUCGGCCUCUUCCCGGGACAGCCAUGGCUCCUUCGGCAGCAGAACGACCUUGGUUUCAAAUAGCCACCUGGGCUUGUUUCACCAGGGGAAAGAAGCAGGGGCCAUCAAACUGGAGCUGAUUCCUGCCCAGCCAUUUUGUAGCAGUGAGCUACAGAGGGACAACCCCACCGGCCUCCAGAACAUGGACGGGGACAGUGAGAGGCAGCCCAGAGGGCCAUGGAGAAUGGAUACGAAUGGGGCACCCCAAACAACUGCAGACUCAUCCACCAGCCCCAAGCUCCUCUAUGUGGAUAGAGUCGUACAGGAAAUCUUGGAGACAGAAAGGACUUACGUACAGGAUUUAAAAAGCAUCGUGGAGGACUACCUGGACUGUAUCCGGGACCAGAGCAAGCUUCCCCUGGGGACUGAAGAUAGAUCCGCCCUAUUUGGAAAUAUAGAGGAUAUUUACCACUUCAAUAGUGAACUUCUUCAAGAUCUAGAGAACUGUGACAAUGACCCAGUGGCCAUCGCAGAGUGCUUUGUGUCCAAGAGUGAAGAAUUCCAUAUUUAUACCCAGUAUUGCACGAACUACCCAAGGUCAGUGGCUGUGCUAACGGAGUGCAUGAGGAAUAAGAUGCUGGCCAAAUUCUUCAGGGAAUGCCAGGAAACUCUGAAGCACUCGCUGCCCCUGGGGUCCUAUCUCCUGAAACCAGUUCAGCGGAUUCUCAAGUAUCAUCUCCUUCUGCACGAAAUAGAAAAUCACUUGGACAAGGACACAGAAGGCUACGACGUCGUGCUCGAUGCCAUAGACACGAUGCAGCGAGUGGCCUGGCACAUCAACGACAUGAAACGGAAACACGAGCAUGCUGUCCGGUUACAGGAGAUUCAGAGUUUGCUCACGAACUGGAAGGGGCCAGAUCUGACCAGCUACGGGGAGCUGGUGCUGGAGGGGACCUUCCGCAUCCAGCGGGCCAAGAACGAGCGGACGCUCUUCCUCCUGGACAAGCUGCUGCUCAUCACGAAGAAGAGAGACGACACGUUUACAUACAAGGCCCACAUCCUGUGCGGCAACCUCAUGCUGGUGGAGGUGAUCCCCAAGGAGCCUCUCAGCUUCAGUGUCUUCCACUACAAGAACCCCAAGCUGCAGCACACAGUUCAGGCCAAGUCCCAGCAAGACAAGCGCCUGUGGGUUCUGCACCUAAAAAGGCUGAUUCUGGAAAACCACGUGGCAAAGAUUCCAGCUAAGGCCAAGCAAGCCAUACUUGAAAUGGAUACCAUUCACCAUCCAGGCUUCUGUUACAGUCCUGAGGGCGAGGCAAAAACACCAUGCGGGGGAGCCAAGGAAGGCCCAGCCCCUUAUCGGCUGAGAAGGAAGUCUGAGCCUUCCUCAAGAUCACACAAAGUAUUGAAGACCAGUGAAAGAGCACAAGACAUCCGGAAGGUUUCUCGAGGGGACGGCUCUCCCCAGCUGCCGUCCGCUGCGCCUGCCCCUGCCCAGAGGAGCAGCCAGCCCAGCAGCGCCGCCAUCAUCAGCGUGCUCCGCGGCGGGGGCGCCAUCGGAAACAUCUGGACCGAUCACCAGAUUCGUCAGGCCUUGUUUCCCAGCCGCAGGUCCCCGCAGGAGAAUGAGGAUGACGAAGAUGACUACCAGAUGUUCGUCCCGUCCUUUUCCUCCUCCGACCUGGAUUCCUCCAGGCUGUGUGAGGAGAGCACUUCGAGUCGCCCCUGCAGCUGGCACCUGGGACAAAUCGAGCCCACCGAGACCUGCAGCUCUGGCCACAGGAUUGUCCGCCGGGCCAGCAGUGCUGGGGAGAGCAACGCAUGCCCUCCCGAAGUAAGGAUCAGGGACAGCGAUGGCUCUCAGUACAGCCCCGGCAGGGAACUGCAGAAUGGCCCUCCCACGGGAGGCCAGGGAGGGGUGACUCCCUUUGGGUCCUCUGUGGAACUGACGAUCGACGGUAUCGACCACAUCUAUGACAAUGUAAGCUGUGAGGACUUAAAGCUCAUGGUUGCAAAGCGGGAAGAAACCGAGUCCAGCCCCCCCAAAUCAGCCAGAGACUCUGCACGCCCCAAGAGCACGCCGGAGUUAGCCUUCUCAAAGAGGCAAACGGGCCCAAGUUCAAGUCCUCUGUACCCCAAGAGAGAUGCAGCGGCCAGCAGUCGGGGAGCAUCGAACCCAAGUAUAGGAGAGCUGCAGGCGGUGGAGGAGAACAUCUACGACACCAUAGGGCUCCCCGAGCCGCCGCCACUGGACUUCAAAUGCAGCAGCCUCAAACGGCCCAAGAGGAGCACCUUUCUGGGGCUAGAAGCUGACUUCGCAUGCUGUGACAGCCUGAGGCCGUUUGUCUCGCAGGACAGCCUCCAGUUCAGCGAGGACGACACCCUGUGCCAUCACGGCGGUCCCUCGGACCGCGAGUACUUGAGCCUGUUGUAUGACUCGCCCCGCCGCAGCAGCCCGCCCGUGGCGGAAAAGGCUCUGUCCGACAAACUGUCCGAGGAAGUGGACGAGAUCUGGAACGACCUGGAAAAUUACAUCAAGAAAAACGAAGACAAGGCGAGAGAUCGUCUCCUCGCCGCCUUCCCGGUGUGCAAAGAGGACGUGCAAGAGCGGCUGCAGGCGGCCAAGAGCGCCCCCGAGCUGAGCCGGGAUGCCAGGCUCUCCCUGCCCGAAGAGAGUCAGGCCUUCCUCCCACCGCCCGGGGGGAGCAGAGUCGCCGCCGCCGCCGCCGGGACGAGCCGGGCCAACCGCUCCCUGGACGAGGACCUGAUUUCUCCCGAAGGCUCCUUCGUGAGCCUUCACCGCCUCUCUCUGGCCGGGGAAACGGCCCGUGGAGACAGUCCCUACGACCUGGCCAACAGCAGCCUGCCUCCGAUGGACCCUGAAACCCUUGAGCCCGGCGCGGACACCCCGGAUAAGACCAAGAGCAGGGUCUUUAUGAUGGCGAGGCAGUACAGUCAGAAGAUCAAAAAGGCAAAUCAGCUUUUGAAGGUGAGAAGCCCUGAGUCGGAGCAGCCGCUGGCCAGUCAGCAUCAGAAGCCCGUGCACAAAGACCUCGCAGCCAUCCUGGAAGAGAAGAGGCAAGGCGGGCCUGCCAUUGGUGCCAGAAUUGCUGAAUAUUCCCAGCUGUAUGACCAGAUUGUGUUCAGGGAGACACCCCUUAAAAUUCAGAAGGAUGGCUGGGCCACCACACAAGAACCCUCUGUCCCUAGGGCCACAUCUCCCUCCCCGGCCCAGCGUGGUGGCGAAGACGGGCUUUGGAAUUCAACUUACAGUAAUGGAGAGUUGGCCGAUUUCUGUGGCCGGCCCGAGCAAGACUUGAGAUCGAGAUACCCCACCGUGGAGUUCCAGGCCCCGCGCGUCCCCAGGCAGCUGUCGGCAGCGUGCUCGGUGCCGUCUCUGCAGGUCUCCGAGAGCAGCGUGGUGGUCAGUCAACCGCACAAAGAGAACUCCGGCCAACUGUACAGCUCGCUCGGCCGCAAAGCUGUCAGCACCAAGCCCCAGCCUUACAGCAGGUCCCACUCGUCCUCCUCCGUCUGGGUGAACAGAUCACUGGACUCCAUCCACUACCCCAGCGACACAGGAAAGCAGCACCCGCUGUCAUUGCAUCAGAACUCCAGAGAGGAGGGCUGGCAGGAGCCCCCGCCGGGUCGGCAGGACGCAGAACAGCGCUCUGAUCUCACUCUCCAAGACUCGCAGAAAGUUCUACUCAUCAACCGAAAUCUGCCCUUAAAUGCCCAAAUCGCGGCCCAGAACUACCUUUCUAACUUCAAAGAGACUGAAGGCGAGGAGGACGACUACGUGGAAAUCAAGUCAGAGGAAGACGAGGCGGAGAUGGAGCUGUCUCACAGUAGGAGGAAGAGGUCUGACCCAAAGAUCACAGAUGCCCACACCGCCUCCUGUUCUCUAAGUACUCCUAAAGACUCAGGGAACAGCAAACUCGGCCUUUCUCCCUAUCUGACGGCCUACGAUGAUGCUGCCAAACUGAACGAUUAUCUCUGGAGGGGGCCGUCGCCCAACCAACAAAAUCUCGUCCAGUCUCUGAGAGAGAAAUUUCAGUGUCUCAGUUCAAGCAGUUUUGCCUAAGGUCCUUUCCCGAAAGUUACCAAUACUGGUGAGGUGUUUUUAUCUGUGUACCAAAUUAAAACUGUUUUGUAACAACCAGAGGUGUGUAAAACACGCUUUCUUUUACAGCACAACUUUUUGAACCGGUUGUCCGCACAGCCGGCAUUGCACCUGAGCAAAAGUCAGCGUCGGACAUUGCCUUUUCUGAUGCUAGCUGCCAUUAUGUUUCGUGUCACUCGACUUUGCUUGAAAAAUUCUCAGCCACUUUAUUAUUUUUUUUUUCUCUUAUGGUUUUUCAAAGUAGGGCCUCGCUCUAGCCCAAGAUGGCCUGGCAUUGGCUACGUAGUCUCAGGCUGGCAUCAAACACAGCAAUUCUCCUGUCUCUGCCUCCCAAGUGCUGGGAUUAAAGGCCACUAUUUUUUUUUUUAAUAUGAUAGCUGUGAUAGUUUGUUCCAUAUCCUGACAAUAAUACCUGUGCAUUAAUACUUGCAAUCCUCUCGUUAUCCAGCAACCCCAAAUAGUGUUAUCUUGUAACUUGUAUAUAACAAGGAGACCCUUAGGUAUGUUUUAAAUGGAACCAAGAGCUAUUUAAAGAAUUCUGCUUAGAGCCGGGUAUGGUGAUGCAUGCCUUUAAUCCCAGCAAUCAGGAGGUGGAGGUAGGAAGAUCACCCUGAGUUUGAGGCCACCUUGAGACUGCAUAGUGAAUUCCAGGUCAGCCUGGGCUACCGUGAGACCCUACCUCGAAAAACAAAAUAAAACAACAAAAAAAAAAAGAAUUAUGCUUAAUUUUGAAACUUUUGUUAGAUUUGUGGCAAGACCCAAAGAUAACAAGCCAGAGACCUCUGAUUGGAAUGUAGCCUGUUUUAAGGUUCCUGUGUUGGUAUCUAUAGCAUUUCUUCAACAUGCAAAAUUUAUAUGACUAUCAAAAAGAUUAAAAUGUAGCACUAGAGCCAAUGUGCUAUGAGGAAAAUAAAAAGAACAACAACAACAAAAAAAAAACUUUCGUUACCUGUCUUCCUGGACACGGCCUAUAGACUGCCACUCAUUGGGUUGAUUCUGUGAUUUCUGGGGUGAAAUGGACAAUUUCUUUCAUGGGUUAUUGAAAUCCACAUUCAAGCUAGGUAUGAUGGUAUAUAUCUUUAAUUCCAGCACUCAGGAGGCAGAGAUAGGAGGAUCUCUAUGAGUUCAAGAUCAUCCUAAGAUUCAUUAGUGAACUCUACGUCAGCCUGGGUUAGAGCAAGACCCUACCUCAAAAACCAAAAGGAGAAAACAAGAAAA